GGCUGCGCGGGCGCGGAGGAGCCGCGGGGGGGCCGGGCCGGGGAGGGCUCUGGUUACGCUCCGCGGGGAGGCUGGGCUCACACACACCCCCCCCCCCCCCCCCCGGGCACUCCGCGCAACGAUUCUCAGCCGAGACAAUAGCAAAUAUCGGCGUUUAUUUGCGCAGGGGCCGCCCAGGGCUCCCCGUGUGCGCGGCCUGCGCCGCCGCGGAGCCGUGGCCUGAGCGCGGGGGGAGCGGGGCGGGAGGAAAACACGGGCCGGGGUCCGCGCAAAAACGCGAGCCGGGGUUUAAAGUUGCUCCCGAUACACGCCGGAGAGUGGUUAAUUUGUAGGAGAAACGGCUCCGCCUGUCGCUGGCACAGCCAACAGUCCCGGAUAGGUUUUAAGCUCGUGGAACGGGGGUUUGGGUGGAAUCGGCAGGAGAAAUCAUGAAAUCGGGGUGCAGGGACCCUCUGGAGGAGGGGAGAGGCCCUGCGAGGCCGUGCGGGGGGCCCGUCGCGUUUCAGCGGUGCGGAACCCACGUCUGAGCCUUCGGGAGCUCUGGGAUUUCUUCGGGAACGCGCUGAAGGUCUUGUUCCCCCUCCCGCAGGCUCACGCCAUGGGCACGGCCAGCCACAGCGUCCUCCUCCUCCAGCAGCUGAACAUGCAGCGGGAGUUCGGCUUUCUGUGCGACUGCACAGUUGCCAUUGGAGAUGUUUACUUCAAAGCCCACAGAGCGGUGCUCGCUGCUUUUUCAAACUAUUUUAAGAUGAUAUUUAUUCAUCAGACAAGCGAAUGCAUAAAGAUUCAGCCUACAGACAUCCAGCCUGACAUAUUCAGUUACUUGUUGCAUAUCAUGUACACUGGGAAAGGACCCAAGCAGAACGUCAGCCAGAGCCGACUGGAGGAGGGCAUCCGCUUUCUCCACGCAGACCACCUCUCCCAUAUCGCGAUCGAGAUGAACCAAGUGUUCUCCCCAGAGCCGGUCCAGUCGUCAAACCUGUACGGGAUCCAGAUCUCGAGCGCACACAAACCGGCGAAGGAACGCCUGGGAGCGAAGGAGAGCCUGCCCAAGGCGGGGGGCAGGUCCGCUGCCCAGGGCGAGCACCCGCAGCUGCAGCUCUCCCUGGCCAUCGGCCUGGACGACAGCUCCCUGGACCAGCAGGUCGCUCGCCCGCCCGCUCAGCCCGCUGCUCUCGCCAAGCCGGCAGAAGAGCGUCCGAAGCUCUCGGUCUCCAUAAAGCAGGAGAGGUGCGACUCGGAGCCCGUGGUGUCCCAGAGCUGCACCCCUCCUUCUCCGGAGGUAGCAAGCCCCGUCCUCGCGAAGGCCAGCCUCAGGGUGCACUUGUGUCACUACUGCGGGGAGCGUUUUGACUCCCGGGGGGGCCUGCGGCAGCACUUGCACACCCACGUCUCGGGCUCGCUGCCGUUCGGCGUGCCGGCCUCCAUCCUGGAGAGCAGCGACCUGGGGGAGGUGCAGCCUCUGGCUGAGGACAGGGAGGCUGGGGACGGCCACCGGCUCGGCGCCUUCCUCCUCAAGGACGACGAGCACCCGAGCUGCAGCGACCUGGAGCCCCUGCAGAUCGGCCAGCUCUCCCUCAUCUCCAAGGACCACGAACCGGUGGAGUUGAACUGUAACUUUUCUUUCUCGAGAAAGAGAAAAAUCAGUUGCACCAUCUGCGGCCGCACGUUUUUCCGGAAGAGCCAGCUGCUCGAACACAUGUACACGCACAGAGGGAAACAGCACAAAUACGGCCGCUGCCAGCGGCUGGAGAGCCCCACCACCCCCAGGUUUCAUCCCUACUGUGACAGCGAGAGCGUGGGGAAGAGCUCCGGCUUAUCCCAAGACCACUUGGAUGAAUGUAUACUGGAGUCGGAUCUCAUCCAAGAAAGCGUUGAUACGAUCCUGGUAGAGUAGCUCUGCCCCUGUGUAGCCUUCAGAUGCUGAAAGUCUGGAUAUUGUGGCAUUUUCCACCUAGUAAGCGGCUGCCCCCCUCCGCAGCUGAUUUUCUUCAACCACCAUUCCCAUCACCUCUGAGAUAACUGUGAAGAACUGCAUACUUUGAUUUGUGUGCUUGCUUUUUUACUUCUAAAACUUUAAAACUCAAGCUAAUUCCCAUCUAAGUCCUUCUUGGAAGCCUCUGUGUAACUCAGUUAUAUUUUUUGUAAAUGCAAACUUACUCCUGCUCCGCUUUACUAAAGUUAAGACCAUAUUGCUAGGUGUGAGGUUUAAGCAUCGUCUAAUGCGCUGUGCAGUGCCUAGGACUGUUUGUGUCCUGUAGAAUUGCUCUUCUGAAACUAGAUGGAAGUGUAGAGGGAAAUAUGUAUUGUGUUUCUCAAACAGUUUGUUUUUGAUUAAAAUAAAUAUCUCAAGGAGAUGAAUCCUGAA
Messenger RNA from Tyto alba (common barn owl), 2368 nucleotides. RefSeq names its product zinc finger and BTB domain containing 25 (gene ZBTB25). The transcript has 2 exons. Gene Ontology annotation, biological process: regulation of transcription by RNA polymerase II. The record is from RefSeq and is a predicted model, not a curated record. Gene Ontology annotation, molecular function: protein binding; DNA-binding transcription factor activity, RNA polymerase II-specific; RNA polymerase II cis-regulatory region sequence-specific DNA binding. Gene Ontology annotation, cellular component: nucleus. Bases 599 to 1897 code for a protein of 432 amino acids. NCBI's taxonomy places the organism in Eukaryota, Metazoa, Chordata, Aves, Strigiformes, Tytonidae.